GCUCUUGAAUGCGACACAGUUUCACAAUCAGAACUUUGCGCUCGACGCCCUUCGCCUGUUCCUCUGAGACAUCCGAGGCGGAAACCAUGGCCGCCGGACCCCCUGUCAUCAUAUGGGAGCACGAGGUGCGGCGCUUGUUGCAUUACAGAGAGCUGGUCCCCCGUCUGGAGGAGGCUUUGGGGAAAUUCUCCAGACGGGACAGCGCUGAGGUGGUCCAGCCGGUGCGCACCACGGUUUCCUUGCAGAAACACCACGGGUUUAUGGGGCUGAUGCCCACAUACAUGGAGAAAGACGGACUCCUGUCCACAAAGUUUGUGUGUUUCUAUAAGAGGGAAGACGGCUCCACGCUGCCAGCUGUUCAAACCACAGUGGUGCUGCUGGAUCCAGAGUACGGGAACGUCAAAGCCGUCAUGGAUGGAGAGGUCAUCACGUGUAUGAGGACCGCUGCAGCCUCAGCCAUCUCUGCAAAGCUGCUGAUGCGUCCUGGAGCAGAGGUUCUGGCCAUUUUGGGGACCGGAAGACAGGCCCACAGUCAUUAUAAUCUCUUCACUGAAAUGUUUCCUUUUAAAGAGGUGAGAGUGUGGAACCGCUCGAGAGAAGGAGCGGAGAGGUUCCUCAGGUCGGUCGGCGGCGCCGUGACGUUAUGCAGCUCGGUGGAGGAAGCGGUGAGAGGAGCGGACGUCAUAGUGACGGUGACCAGAUGCACCGAGCCGGUGCUUUACGGUCAGUGGGUCAAACCCGGAGCCCACGUGGCAGCGGUGGGAGCGUGCAGGCCGGACUGGAGGGAGCUGGAUGACGUGCUGAUGAAGGAGGCCGUGGUGUAUGUCGACAGCAGGGAGGGAGCGAUGGCGGAGUCUGGCGACGUCAUCCUCUCUGGGGCUGAGGUGUUUGCAGAGCUCGGAGAUGUUAUUAAUGGGGUGAAACCUGCUCAUAGAGAGAAGACGACCGUGUUCAAAUCCCUCGGUAUGGGAGUUGAAGAUGCAGUGUCUGCUAAGCUGGUGUUCGACCAAUGGAAAGCCAACACCAGCCAACAACCAUGAAGUGGUCACGCGCUCUAAUAACGCUUUUUUUUUCAUUUAACAAAUCAUUGUGUAACUUCAUUUACUAGACAGAAACACAGAUACCAGCCUCACCACAGAACUGUAGAAAUCUGCCGUGGUCAGUUGGUAUGUUGAUGAAUUGACAGCAAAAUGAUUAGCAAAAAUGUGAUGAUUUAACGAGCGAUUUAAACAAAGCUGACGGGAUCUAAAGCUUUGCUAACAGCCCUGUGAGGCUGUGUUUGCUUGCAGAUAUUUAGGUGGAAUUUUAAUAAGGAUCUAAUCAUUAGACUUUCCAGCUGGAAAGUUGUGCAGGCAAUAAGAGCUCAGCAAUUUCUCAGACUAAAUAUUUUGAUGGUUACACUUGGAAUGAUUGACUCGGGCUCUUGAGAAUUGAUGGAUUUUAACUUAACGCUAACAAAGAAAUGGCCUCAGCUGAGAAAGAACAGAUUUCCCUUGUUAAAUUUCUACCCAAACAUCCUGUUGACAUAUAAGUGUCAUGUUAGAUUAAUAUGUAAUCGUGUCAUAUUUCACCAGUUACCACAAAUCAGUGCAGCUUAAACACUAACAUAUUAAUUUAUAUUAUUCAUAUAUUAAAUUACAAACACUCAUAAUGCAGGCUGGCACGUUUCUGUUUGUAUUUUUUAGGUGUCUCACUUGGUUCAGAGAAAUUUCACAUUUUUCUAAGUUUUUUUUAUAUAAAACAUGAGGAAGUGAUCACUGGUUGUAGACUCACAUGAGCCAUUUCCACAGGUCGUUGUGUGCAACAGAAGAUACAAGUCACAGCGGGAUUUUCAGUGAAUGUAUUUGCUUAAAAAAAUGCAUAUUACUAUGUGAAAAUUAAACCACAUUUAGUAAGAAAGACAA
Messenger RNA from Mugil cephalus (flathead mullet), 1904 nucleotides. RefSeq names its product crystallin, mu (gene crym). NCBI's taxonomy places the organism in Eukaryota, Metazoa, Chordata, Actinopteri, Mugiliformes, Mugilidae. Gene Ontology annotation, cellular component: cytoplasm. The transcript is spliced from 8 exons. Gene Ontology annotation, biological process: thyroid hormone metabolic process. The record is from RefSeq and is a predicted model, not a curated record. Gene Ontology annotation, molecular function: thyroid hormone binding. The coding region runs from base 9 to 1040 and encodes 343 amino acids.